Messenger RNA from Ipomoea nil (Japanese morning glory), 1642 nucleotides. RefSeq names its product probably inactive leucine-rich repeat receptor-like protein kinase At2g25790. Gene Ontology annotation, molecular function: protein binding. The record is from RefSeq and is a predicted model, not a curated record. Lineage: Eukaryota; Viridiplantae; Streptophyta; Magnoliopsida; Solanales; Convolvulaceae. The transcript is spliced from 2 exons. Bases 24 to 1565 code for a protein of 513 amino acids.
CUAUACCCAAGGGUCUGGGGAAUAUGUUUCCGAUGCUGCAACUUUUGGAUCUUUCUGAUAAUGCACUGGAAGGUCUUGUGACCGAAAAUCACUUUGUUAAUCUCAAAGAAUUAGUGUUUUUCCUUGCAUCUGGCAAUAGAUUAACAUUGAAAGUGAGUCCAGAUUGGUUGCCUCCUUUCCACCUUAUAGACCGGCUUGGACUGGGAAGUUGGCACUUGGGUCCUCAAUUUCCAGUUUGGUUGCAAUCACUAAAAGAGAUUUCUGAAGUUGAUAUAUCUAAUGCUGGGAUCAAAGAUGAAAUCCCAACUUGGUUUUGGAACUUUUCCUCUCAAAUUUCUGUCAUUGAUCUAUCCCACAACCAAUUCAGUGGGCCAUUGCCUCAAAUCUCAUCUUCUGACAUAACUCAUUUGGACUUGUCAAACAAUUUCUUCUCUGGAGAUCUCAUUCGUUUCUUAUGUCCUCCUCAAAAUGAAUCAAGAAGUAUGAUGAAAAGUCUUCACCUCAGAAGAAAUGGUUUAUCAGGACAAAUUCCUGAUUGUUUAAGUGGAAGUAAUUGGCCAAAUUUGAGAGUCUUAGACAUGGCAGAGAAUAGUUUAAGUGGAAGAAUUCCUAAAUCUAUUGGGCUUCUAAAUUCAUUGUCAUUUUUUGACUUGGACGGUAACAAACUUUUUGGCAAUAUACCUCCAUCUAUACAAAAUUGCACCAGUUUAUGGAAACUUGACUUGGGUGAAAAUGAGUUUGAAGGGAAUAUUGCAAGCUGGCUUGGGAGUUCACUUUCGAGUUUAGUAGUUCUAAGGCUUCGUUCAAAUAAGUUCCACGGUGAAUUGUCUCCGGAUUUCUGCCAUCUCACAUCUCUUCGGAUACUAGACCUUGCUAAUAACAACUUCAUUGGUACAAUCCCAAAGUGUAUUAACAAUCUCACUUCAAUGGUUGAGCAAAGUAAGAUCCUUAUUAGAGAGAUCGAUCUUGAAAGGGUAAAAUUAUAUGAAGAAAGUGCUGUGGUGACAACAAAAGGGCAAGAGUACCAGUACUUUGCCAUUAUAUUUGUGUUGAUUACAAGUUUUGAUCUUUCCAACAACAAUUUUUUGGGAGAAAUUCCUAUGGAAUUGACCACUUUAGGAGAAUUAAGAUCCUUGAACCUAUCAGGAAAUAAGUUGACAGGAAACAUUCCCAAGGAAAUAGGAAACAUGAAGCAAUUAGAAUCCAUUGAUCUGUCAAGAAAUCAUCUUUCUGGAGAAAUUCCCUACAGUCUCUCAAAUCUCAACUUUCUGAGUUACUUGAAUUUGUCUUAUAACAAUCUGUCUGGGAAGAUCCCUACUGGUACUCAACUUCAAAGCUUCAAUGCAUCUUGUUAUGUUGGUAACAAUCUUUGUGGGCCUCCUCUCCUUGGAUGUAGCAAUGAUGAUGAUGUUCCUGAUGAAGAAGAAGACAGAGGAGAUGAUUUUGAGGCAAAGUGGUUUUAUAUUAGCAUGGCUAUAGGAUUUAUUGUGGGAUGGUGUGGCAUCUUGGGACCUUUGUUUGCUGUGAAAUCUUGGAGGUAUACUUUUUUUUCAGUUUAUAGAUGAUAAGUUGAAGUCUCUUUCAAGAUGCAAUGGUUUGGAUAGGGUUGGAUUUUUCCUUGUUUAUUGUAUUUUCUAAUAAC